AGUUUCCACACUCUGCUUUGUUGCAAAAUCUCACUUCCAUUUCUUUCUAUUAACAUUGCACUUCUUCAACAAUGUGUACCUGAAACCGAAACCAACCAGAACCUUUUUGAUUGAAAGCAAUCCAAGUUGUUUGUUUUUGUCACAGUUAAUAUAUUUGUGAGAGAAAAAGAAAAUGUCUGCUUCAACUGUUGUUCACAAUUUUUGUUCUGUCGCUUCUUGCAUUUCAAAUUGCCGCCAAAAACGAACAUUGGUUCCCACCCAUCAUGCGUUUCAUUCACCCAAUUCCCUUUUGAGGUUAAAGAAGCAAUCUUUCCUCUUAAAUACUCACUUCAAGAGUUCCAGAACCCAGAAACCUCCCUCCAGUUUUGUGGUUUCCGCAGCACAAUCGAAUUUUGUUAAAGUUCUGCAGAAUGCAUGGAAAGUUGGUAGGGAUGGAAUUGAGGCAGGCACUAAUCUUGUUCCUAAUUUUGUACCAAGGCCAAUAGCAAGGAUUUCAGUAACAAUUGUGGCUUUGAGUGUUACGCUUUUUGUACUCAAGGCAUUCCUCUCUACAGCUUUCUUUAUAUUGGCCACUAUAGGACUUGCAUACUUUGCAUACCUAGCAUUCAAUAAAGAUCAAGGACCUAGUGGGAAUGGAGGAACUGCCUCUACUCCAAUGGAUGAUCCAGUGGAAGAAGCCAGAAAGAUAAUGGAAAAAUACAAGUAGCAGCAUCAGAGUAAGAUCAUAUUAUAGCCUUUAACAUGGCUAACAAAAUCCAUGUCUGCCAUGGAUGAAAGAAAACUUGUAGAGGAAGCUAAGAAAGAAGAAAUAUGGAGGAAAUAGAAAUUAGCAUAGAAUGAGAAUUAGCUUACAAAAGAGUUGGUUAUUACAGUUUAUAUAGUUGGUUACAAAAGUAACUAACUUAUAACUAACUAAACUAACUCUAGUUACAAUGUGAUCAAUCUGAAUUAACCAUGAUAAAAAAUUGUAUGUAUGCUAAGAAUAGCCUCAAUGCAAACAUUUUCCAUUGCA
This is a messenger RNA of Glycine soja, 1012 nucleotides long. RefSeq lists its product as uncharacterized. The transcript is spliced from 5 exons. The record is from RefSeq and is a predicted model, not a curated record. The coding region runs from base 173 to 706 and encodes 177 amino acids. Lineage: Eukaryota; Viridiplantae; Streptophyta; Magnoliopsida; Fabales; Fabaceae.